GCCCCGGGGACGGUGGCCAGCAGCAGCGCAACGACGACGCAGGAGGCGGCGACAGCCGAAGAAGCCAUUGUUGGGGUAUGGAGGCGGUGACGCAGAGCAUAUAUUACUGCUACUACGCAGGUUACUGUACAUGCAACAAGCCAACAAGGCAACAAUGCCGUCACUGCUCUGCUGCACGGACCUGCCAUUGCCGUGGGAUUCCAUGGAGUGGCAUUGAAGCCUAUCGCUAAAGUUUGAACUGCCCCGUGUACGUGCCUGCUCGCCGCGCCAUCCCUCGGAUCUCGCAGCUUUCUCCCACGUCCUCCAUUCCCCUGAGCCAAAGAAUCUCUCCAUCCUUGAUAUGGUUUGAUGCGGCCUGCAAGCUGCAGCCAUGUCCAGUAGUCGAGGCAGAGGCAUCCUCCUCGUCCUCCUCUGCCUCUUCUUGAUCGCGUCCUCUUUUACAGGUCUCCUCUUCUUGAUCAGCGGCAAUGGCGAGAAGAGGAGAGAUGAUGGAGAUGGUGACGAUGAGAAGGUGAGGCUGCUGCUUGGUAUCAAUGUUCUGGGCGAGAGGCCUGCGAGUCUGGGUAAGCAGCAUCGGCAUGGGCAUGGAGAUGGCGUCACCCCGGCCCCGGCUCCGGCUCCGGCUCCGGCUCGUGCCCACCUGCCGCCACCGCCGCUGCUGCACAAGAACGCGCGGCUCCCGGUCCCGGGGAAGGUCGGCCACCGGAGGGGCAACAACACGGCGCACAGUCCGCGCAGUGCGGCAAGCGAGCAGGGCGUGAAGAAAAGCACGCCGCUUGUCGUCGUGGCCGCGGCGGCGGCGCUGUCCGGCGCGGCGCUGGUGCUGCUCGUCGUCCUCGUGGUGUUCCUGGCGUGCCGGAGGUUUCAGAGGAGGACCAUGCCGACUGCUGACCAGAGCGGCACCAACAAGGUGAGCUUCGAUCCUGGGCCGGACCUGUUCUACCUGGACGCCGUGAAGCCGUACGACGGGGGCGAUCAUGGCGGCGGCGGUGUAAAGACGCCGGAGAUGGCCGGGGCGCCGAAGGAAGAGCCCAAGUGCGAGGAGGAAGACAGCGGAGCUUUGUCCGACGACGGCGCCGACUCGGUCCAUUCCUCGUGCUGCUUCCACUCGUCGCACUUCUCCUACUCCGAGCUCCGGGACACCAAGGCUGGAAGCAAUGGCAUUUCGCCAACGCCGUCCGGCCGGUCAAGACGCCGGAGCUCCGCCCCUCCGACGCCUUCGGAGAAGAUCAAGGCUGCAAGCCCUUAUUCGCCCCAGGUCCCGCGCACGCCGAGCAAUCGGGAGCGAUCGUUUCGCACCCACUCCCCGAGCUCGUCGAUGUCGGAGUCGAUAUCUCAGGUGCUCAAGGAUCAUGAGCUCCGGCGAGCCGUCCAUUCCCUGAAAUUUCCAGAAGCGCAGAGCGAGAGCACGCGCCAUGUCAAGGAAGACGAAGCCGAAUCAGGCUCCGCGUGUUCGGAUGCUGCAAGCAGAAAUAUACCGCCGCCGCCUCCACCACCACCACCACCUCCUCCUCCGCCGCCGCCUCCAUCACUCCCACCUCCGACGGCAGUAACACAGCAGCAAGAUGUCAAGACAAGUCAUGGACCGGCCGUUCCCGCACCGCCGCCGCCGCCACCGCCACUCCUCGCACCGAAACAGCAGAGCAGCGGCGGCCCAAGCCUCCCGCCGCCACCUGCGCCGCCUGGUCUGUUCAGGCCGAGCACGCCGGCGGUCGGGAAGAACGGCGCGCCGCUGCCGAAGCUGAAGCCGCUUCACUGGGACAAGGUGCGCGCCGCGCCCAACCGGCGGAUGGUGUGGGACAGGAUCCGAUCGAGCUCAUUCGAGUUGGACGAGCAGAUGAUCGAGUCGCUGUUCGGGUACAACGCGAGGUGCUCGACGAAGCACGAGGAGGUGCAGAGCCGGAGCCCCUCGCUCGGCCACCACGUCAUGGACGCCAAGAGGCUGCAGAACAUCACUAUCGUGAUGAAGGCCGUCAACGCCACCGCCGAGCAGAUCUUCGCCGCCCUGCUGCACGGCAAUGGCCUGUCGGCGCAGCAGCUGGAGGCACUCAUCAAGAUGUCGCCGACCAAGGAGGAGGUCGACAAGCUGACCGGCUACGACGGCGACGUCGACGGUCUCGUCCCGGCGGAAAGGCUCCUCAAGGUGGUGCUCACGAUACCGUGCGCGUUCGCGCGGGUGGAGGCGAUGCUGUACCGGGAGACCUUCGCCGACGAGGUCGGCCACAUCAGGAAGUCGUUCGCGAUGCUCGAGGACGCGUGCAGGGAGCUGAUGUCCAGCAAGCUGUUCCUGAAGCUGCUGGAGGCCGUGCUCAAGACUGGGAACCGGAUGAACGUCGGGACGGCGCGGGGCGGCGCCAUGGCGUUCAAGCUCGACGCGCUGCUCAAGCUCGCCGACGUCAAGGGCACCGACGGGAAGACCACGCUGCUGCACUUCGUGGUGCAGGAGAUGACACGGUCGCGCGCCGCCGAGGCGACGGACAUCGCCGCCGGGCUGAGCGCCGAGCUCACCAACGUCAAGAAGACGGCGACCGUCGACCUGGACGUGCUGACCACCUCGGUGUCCGGCCUGUCGCACGGCCUGUCCCGGAUCAAGGAGCUGGUGGGGAGCCACCUGCCCGGCGACGAAAGGAGCCAGUGCUUCGUCGCCUUCAUGGCGCCCUUCGUCGCCCACGCAGGCGAGGUGAUCCGGGACCUGGAGGACGGCGAGCUCCGGGUGCUGGCGCACGUCAGGGAGAUCACCGAGUACUACCACGGCGACGUCGGCAAGGACGAGGCGAGCCCGCUCAGGAUCUUCGUCAUUGUCAGAGACUUCUUGGGGAUGCUAGAGAGGGUGUGCAAGGAGGUGAGGGGCGCGAAGAAUUGCCAUGGCGGGAAUCCUUCCCUGAACAAUGUAUGAUACCGCAAAACUGGGGAAAAAAGAACAGCAUUGUAGUUCUUGGCCUUUCGGUUGUUCCUUCAGAAGUGAUUCCAGAUUAGAUCAGAGUUCAUUCAGAUUACAAGCAUCCAUCUCUUCUUCCUUCAGAAGUGCAUUCUACAACCAUAAAGUCUG
Molecule: messenger RNA, 3049 nt
Organism: Oryza brachyantha (malo sina)
Lineage: Eukaryota; Viridiplantae; Streptophyta; Magnoliopsida; Poales; Poaceae
Product: formin-like protein 2
Exons: 5
Coding region: 371-2896 (841 amino acids)
Biological process (GO): actin nucleation; actin cytoskeleton organization
Molecular function (GO): actin filament binding
Source: RefSeq, a predicted model, not a curated record